Messenger RNA from Dreissena polymorpha, 1416 nucleotides. RefSeq lists its product as uncharacterized. The record is from RefSeq and is a predicted model, not a curated record. The transcript is spliced from 2 exons. The coding region runs from base 409 to 900 and encodes 163 amino acids. Lineage: Eukaryota; Metazoa; Mollusca; Bivalvia; Myida; Dreissenidae.
UGUUUCCUUUGAAUAAUUUGAUUACACCACAAUUAGAAUAAAUUCUUGAUAAAUGUCAGCAAAAUUCACUUAUAUUAAUCCGUUCGCAGUGUCCUAUUCAUUAAAUAUCAAUGUAGAGCUAACAAAAUCGAUCAACGAUAUCGCCAAAUAUGUUUAUAAAUCGAUAUUGAUCUUUAAUUCAUAACAACUCGCAAGGGUAAUUAUUUGCGCAAAGAGAUGACAGCGGCAAAUGCGGAAGGUGCUUUUCAUUUGCUAUAAAAGACGUUCGAUUUUCUUUCGCGCCUGAGAAGUUACGAUACUGAGAUGUUAAAGGCGUUGGAGGAGGCUUCGAUACGGACAUGUUUUAAGUCAGUGUAGGAAAACAAAGUUUGUUUUAAUACGCACAUUAUACAACGAAAUGACUGAGACAUGGCUAAAAUGCAGACUUUAACAGUGGAGAAUCUUGCGGAUCACCAUAGCGACCACAGCGGAAGUAAGCGGCCAUCACUGGUCCCGAAGGAGGGUAGCGAGGGUUCUCAUACGAUCAAUCCCAGUAAGCGCCGGAUGUCGCGUUUCGAGGGACGCCCUAGCGUCCAGUAUAGCCGCCGCAUGUCCAUGGUGUUACGAUCUAGCGUUACCGGAAGUUCCUUUGGAAUUAAGAAUAUUGGACUGUUUCCAGUGAAGCUGCAGAAUACGUACAAACUGCAGCCGGGCCACAGUGAAGUGUUCAAACCCGAAAGUGUGCGUGUUAUUAUACAGGAAGUGCUCGAUGAAUGCCUGAACGGUGAAACUCUUUCUCCAGUCCUGUUCCACACAAAUAAACCAUCUGAAACACUUAAAGUGUUAUGUGAAUUCUAUUGUUACUGUAUCUCCUGGUUCCUGAAUCGAACACAAAGUAAUUAUAUCGAAAAAGUAGAUUAGUAAUUGAAACAUUAAGAUCGUUUGCAUAAAGACAAUAUUAUAAAAUGAUUAUUGUUUCCAAGCGGGAUUAUUAAGGUGGAGUACUACUUUCACAAGGUGGGCUGUAAUUUAUAAUCGCCAGCGACACAAGAGAACAGGCAAUUAUACAUUAAUUGAAAAGAAAUCGAUCAUCUAAGCUCUUCUUAUGACGACACAUUGUGCUGCGAAUAGUGGGUGGAGUACUUGGAGAGAAUCAGGCUAGGUGUAAGGCUGGUAUUAAAGAGGAAACUGUCAGCCCAUUUGGAUGAUGUUGUUUUCAUUUCAUAGAACUACGGAGACUUCUUCUAUAUGUCGCCUGAACAAUCUUGUUCUUUAUGUCAUAUACCGAUUUAAAGGGGACCCUCGUGUAAAAUGGUCCUUUUAUUAGUUCAACACCAAACCAUAUACCAUAACAAUUAAAUGGACAUGGUUUAUAUGUGUUUGUUUAUCAAUAUAUUGUCAUAUUUAAUCCCAAUAUUAAGUAAAUUUGUCUUUUAA